GCCUGUGCCGCAGCCGCAUCGCCACCGCAGCCCGGGCAGAGCCGAGCCGGUCCAGGCCCUUGCCCCUGCUCGGCCCUCCGCCCGCUGCCCCCGGCCCCGCCCCCACCAGCGGCGCUUUCCCCAGCGGUCUGGUGCCCCCCGGCGCCCCCAGACCCCGGCCUCCAGCACCGAGCCUGGAGGUAGGAGCAGCAGCAGAGGCAGGAGGACGAGGAGGAGGAGCCGUCGCAGGAUGAAGGAUCGGACUCAGGAGCUGCGGAGUGCGAAAGACAGCGAUGAUGAGGAGGAGGUGGUCCAUGUGGAUCGGGAUCACUUCAUGGAUGAGUUCUUUGAACAGGUGGAAGAGAUCCGGGGCUGCAUUGAGAAGCUGUCGGAGGAUGUGGAGCAAGUGAAAAAACAGCAUAGCGCCAUCCUGGCCGCCCCCAACCCCGAUGAGAAGACCAAACAGGAGCUGGAGGACCUCACUGCAGACAUCAAGAAGACGGCCAACAAGGUUCGGUCCAAAUUGAAAGCGAUCGAGCAAAGCAUUGAGCAGGAGGAGGGGCUGAACCGUUCCUCCGCGGACCUGCGAAUCCGCAAGACCCAGCAUUCCACACUCUCCCGGAAGUUCGUGGAAGUAAUGACCGAAUAUAACGCGACCCAGUCCAAGUACCGGGACCGCUGCAAGGACCGGAUCCAGCGGCAGCUGGAGAUCACCGGAAGGACCACAACCAACGAAGAACUGGAAGACAUGCUGGAGAGCGGAAAGUUGGCCAUAUUCACUGAUGAUAUCAAAAUGGACUCGCAGAUGACGAAGCAGGCGCUGAAUGAGAUCGAGACGAGGCACAACGAGAUCAUCAAACUGGAAACCAGCAUCCGUGAGCUGCAUGACAUGUUUGUGGACAUGGCCAUGCUCGUGGAAAGCCAGGGUGAGAUGAUUGACCGCAUUGAGUACAACGUGGAACAUUCUGUGGACUAUGUGGAGCGAGCUGUGUCGGACACGAAGAAGGCCGUGAGAUAUCAGAGCAAGGCCCGGAGGAAGAAAAUCAUGAUCAUCAUUUGCUGUGUGGUGCUGGGGGUGGUCUUGGCGUCAUCCAUUGGGGGGACGCUGGGCUUGUAGGCCCUCCACCCCUGUCUCCCCCAGACCCUUCCCCCAUCACAUCGGGAGCAAUACCCCCACUACCCCUUUCACUCCAUCCCCUGCUCCAGGCUCACCCCCAAGACAGACCCAGGCAGCCCUCCCCUUUACCACCCCCAUAAGACCCUGGAGUCCCUGGACCUCUUCGCGCCAUGGACCACCCCCACCGCCACACGUAAAUAGCAGCAGGCGUGAUUACACAUGCACACCAACAUGCAUGCCGCCGGCACAUGCUCGAGACAAGUGGGCACCCCAGUGUGUGUGUACGUUCAUAGAUGUGUGUAGAAGCACCACAUCACCUUCUUGCCCCCACCUCAAGUCUGUGUUCUCCGAGCUUCCCCCCUCCUCUCGGUUGUUGUGUAGACUGUGGCCGGGUAUAACACAGCAGCCCACCAAGCCCCGCUGUCUUUUGUGAAUAGGUGUAUGUGUGUGUGUGUGUCCACAGAUAACUUGUGUACAUGGAAUUUUGUGUUUGAGUGUUUGAAUCUAAAUCAAUAGCA
Molecule: messenger RNA, 1614 nt
Organism: Molossus molossus (Pallas's mastiff bat)
Lineage: Eukaryota; Metazoa; Chordata; Mammalia; Chiroptera; Molossidae
Gene: STX1B
Product: syntaxin 1B
Exons: 10
Coding region: 230-1096 (288 amino acids)
Biological process (GO): intracellular protein transport; vesicle fusion; exocytic insertion of neurotransmitter receptor to postsynaptic membrane
Cellular component (GO): plasma membrane; SNARE complex; endomembrane system
Molecular function (GO): SNAP receptor activity; SNARE binding
Source: RefSeq, a predicted model, not a curated record